Messenger RNA from Pneumocystis jirovecii RU7, 222 nucleotides. RefSeq lists its product as uncharacterized. Bases 1 to 222 code for a protein of 73 amino acids. The record is from RefSeq and is a predicted model, not a curated record. The transcript is spliced from 7 exons. Lineage: Eukaryota; Fungi; Ascomycota; Pneumocystomycetes; Pneumocystales; Pneumocystaceae.
AUGAAAUACUUUUUUUGUAUGAUUUUUUCAGAAGAUUUUCUUUGCUUGUCUUUUAUGUCGUCUAAGACUGUUGCCACAUUCUUAAAGAACAAAAAAUGUGAAAAUUUAAAAAAACUGGGUGUUAAAACGUACUCUUAUUUAAGUGUCUUAAGAAAAACAUUUGUUUUUAUAUACUUUCAUUAUUGUGAAUUGGAAAUUCUUCCUAGGAUUAAACGGUUCUAA